This is a messenger RNA of Melanotaenia boesemani (Boeseman's rainbowfish), 2179 nucleotides long. RefSeq names its product desumoylating isopeptidase 1b (gene desi1b). The transcript is spliced from 6 exons. Gene Ontology annotation, molecular function: peptidase activity. Gene Ontology annotation, biological process: protein modification by small protein removal. The coding region runs from base 278 to 772 and encodes 164 amino acids. The record is from RefSeq and is a predicted model, not a curated record. Lineage: Eukaryota; Metazoa; Chordata; Actinopteri; Atheriniformes; Melanotaeniidae.
CACCGGAAGAACAGAUUAACCAAAAAGCACUGUUUUUGACAGUCAUAUUAUUCUCUACAGCGAGAGAGUGACGCAGCAUUUGCUGUCAAUAGUCGGUAAACUUAAGCUCGGUUGGCGUUUGUUACUUUAUUUAUUACUUUUAAUUUUCAACUAUCUGUCGUCUCUAAAACUUACACUUCAGAAAGCUCUUGUUUUCUACAGCUUCCUAGCCGACAAACUUUUGCAGUUACACCAGGUUAGCUCUAUUGUAUAUUUGAAGCUCUCAUUUAGUGUCACUAUGGACGAAGAUGGCACUUACCCCGUGAAACUGUACAUUUACGACCUGUCCAGAGGCAUGGCCCGCCAGCUGAGUCCUCUCAUGCUAGGGAAACAGCUAGAUGGAAUAUGGCACACAGCUGUUGUGGUCCAUGGAAAGGAGUUCUUCUUUGUUGGUGAGGGCAUCAACAGUUGCCCACCUGGUGGCACCCCACUGGGCGAGCCAGACUCUGUAGUGGACAUGGGCUUCACUGAGGUGUCUGCAGAGUUAUUUAUGGAGUAUCUAACUUCAUUGGCCGAGUCCACUUAUGGUGCUGACAAGUAUAAGCUGUUCGAGCACAACUGCAACACUUUCAGCAGUGAGGUGGCUCAGUUCCUUACAGGCAAAAAGAUCCCAUCAUACAUUACAGACCUUCCAUCUGAAGUACUUUCCACGCCAUUCGGCCAGGCUCUCCGCCCCUUACUGGAUUCCAUCGUCAUUAAUCCUGGAGGCAGCAACAUUACUGGACAACGAUAGACAGAAACGUAUUUCUGCCAGUGGCUGGCAAGUUGAUCUGUUAUUUGUCAUGUUUACAGCUAACUAGGCUCAUGCAGUCAUUCGCUCUUCUACUGACUUUCAUGGUCAACUUCUGCUCAUUGAUAUACAUUAUUGGCUGAAAGUAAAUUUUUGCUCUGAAUGGUGGAUCAGAUUAAGAUUGGUUUUGUUUAGAAAUUAUUACUUAGCUCGUGAAAUUUUCUCCCCCUGGUUCAGUCAAUUAAUAAGGCAUCCUCUAGAUUUUUAUUAAUAGAGACAUUAUGCUCUUUUUCACACACUGAUUAAAUUUCCAGGUGUCUUAAUGAAGUUGAACUGUGGUCAUUUCAAAGAGAUUUCAAAGGUUUUCUGAUAAUGAAAACAUUGUGUUUUGUAUAUGCUGCGCUAUAACUCGCUCUUACCAUACCAGCACUUUACAAGUGAAGUCUGACUUAUUCUUUUCUACUUUUGCCUUAUGAUCAUUGGCCUUAACCUUUUUACCCUUCAACGUAGUGACUACUGUAAACUCCUUGGGACAGAGAGUUUUAAUGCCUUUUACAAGAUGCCACAUACACUCACCGGUCACUUCAUUAGGUAAUUUUGCUGGUUUCAGGUUGAACCCUUGCUUUAAUUCUUGGUGUUAAAGUUUCAACAAGGUGUUUCAGAGAGAAUUUGAUCCAUACCGACCUCAUAUCAUCAUAUAUUUGCUGUGGAUUUGUCAUCUGCACAUUCAGUCUGGACCAAGUCAUUUAAAUCCAAAUUUUUUCCUCAUUUUGAUGAUCAAUUUCAACUCCAGCAAGUCGUCUUGAUCCAUGUCUACAUGACCAAACACAUGAAGUUGUCAUGUGAUUGAAUGAAUAGCUGUUUUUGUUAACAGGCAUUUAAACGGGUGUACCCGAUGAAGUGGCCGGGGAGAUUAUUUUCCUCAUCACCUCACGUCCUCGCGGUCAUUCACACUGAACAAAUAGAAUCAACAGUUUUGUUUCUCUUCAUCGUCUAUGAAACUGUUUAUUAAAAUGUUAAAAAUAUUUUUUUGAUAUUGAAAUAUCAUUAAAAUGUGUAUUAGCCUGAUGCACUUUUAAACAAAACUAACAUUGAUAGUUUUUCUAGAGGAACCACAUGAGAGCAGUUUCAUUUUAGUGGAGUUGAGGCAUCUCUUAACGUAUGUUUAAUACAUUGCUUUUUAGCAAUAGUUGUAAAGCUCUCCUUUGCACAGGUGUUGUUAUGAACAAUCCUUGCUGAACAAGCCCCCUUGACACUUAUUCUUAUCUUCAACUUUCCACAUUGUGCCUAUUUUGUCUUUUAACUCCUGUUGUCAUCUGUCACAGCCAGACUGUUAAAACUGUCCAGCCUGUUUGUCUGUAAAUGUUUUAUAAAAAUUCACUUUGACCAAAUUGAAGCUUUGGUGUUCAA